Messenger RNA from Impatiens glandulifera, 324 nucleotides. RefSeq lists its product as uncharacterized. The record is from RefSeq and is a predicted model, not a curated record. The transcript has 3 exons. The annotation marks the transcript as partial. Lineage: Eukaryota; Viridiplantae; Streptophyta; Magnoliopsida; Ericales; Balsaminaceae.
AUGGGUAAUCCUCCAAGAAUCCGAAAGAGGGUCCAAGCAACCAGACGUGCUCCUGAUGGAAGUGCCUUCCAAAACUGUACUAAAUGCGGAGUUUUAGUUCCAAUCGCUCUUGAAGACAUGCACGAAUGCGAUGUUGAAAAGGAUGUGAUGAUAGGAAAGAUUGGAAAUGAGACCCAAAUUAAGUCGAACCAGAGGUUUCAACAUCAACCCAAAUCAGCCUUCCGUUUCUUCAUGGAGAGCUUUUUGAAGAACUGUGAAGGUAAUGAUAAUCAGAUUGAAGAUGACAGAGAGGGGUUUAAUAAGUGGAGGAAGAUUUCUGAGAAA